AUGGCCAUGGCCGUUCCUCUUAUUCCUCAACCUCAAUCUCCAGAAGGCUUUUACGCAAUCAACAACCAGUUUCUAACACAUGGGCCAAAAGGGUUCUCUGAGUUCACGAUGCUGGAGAACGCAGACUUGUUCGUGAGGAUGGAUUUGCCUGGAGUUCCUGAAGAAGGCGUGAGUGUUUCUCUUGAGCGGUCGAAGAAAGCUGUGGUUGUUUACGCCGAAGCACCAAAGGUUCAAAAACACGACUCCACAGACCGUCAAUACGUUACUAUGACUGGACUUGUCUGCAGAUGCUGUGAGAUCUCAAGGGUCACCACUCACAUGUCCGAUGGUGUUCUUAGACUUGUCCUCUCCAAGACUCCCAUCUUUCCACAACGCUCUUCUUGCAUCGCAUUUCUUCGUGGCCGGGGUCUCCCACAAGAUCUCCGUGGCAGUGGCACUCACAGAUUUCCCCAUGGCCGCAUUGGCACCGAUCCAAAUGACCCGGCGUUAACCGGUCCGGUAUUGCAACCACAUCCUUGGGUGAUCCCAAUAUCGGUCAUGGCUUAUGAGUCGAAGCAGCUCCAAAACGGCAAACUGUACGUGCGCGUAGACAUGCCGGGAGUUCCAAAAGAGAACUUCACUGUCUCUGUCACGAAUGGGCGAGUGAAGGUGACUGGUGAAGCUCCUGCUGUUAGCCACGACUCAGGUGGCCGUUUCUACUCUGGUGACGUGGCUAUGCUCUCUGCUCCUGUUGACAUUCCCAGCCGUCGAGUCAAAACCAUCGCCAAGAACGGUGUGAUUCGCCUCCUCAUCCCUCCAGUUUGA
Camelina sativa (false flax) is the source of this 804-nucleotide messenger RNA. Its product is annotated as putative 57 kDa heat shock protein. The record is from RefSeq and is a predicted model, not a curated record. NCBI's taxonomy places the organism in Eukaryota, Viridiplantae, Streptophyta, Magnoliopsida, Brassicales, Brassicaceae.